This is a messenger RNA of Sitophilus oryzae (rice weevil), 2352 nucleotides long. RefSeq lists its product as uncharacterized. The coding region runs from base 83 to 2041 and encodes 652 amino acids. Gene Ontology annotation, molecular function: zinc ion binding; RNA polymerase II cis-regulatory region sequence-specific DNA binding; DNA-binding transcription factor activity, RNA polymerase II-specific. Lineage: Eukaryota; Metazoa; Arthropoda; Insecta; Coleoptera; Curculionidae. Gene Ontology annotation, biological process: negative regulation of transcription by RNA polymerase II; positive regulation of transcription by RNA polymerase II; cell fate commitment. The record is from RefSeq and is a predicted model, not a curated record. The transcript is spliced from 7 exons.
CUGUUUAGAUUAUAAUAAAAAACUUAAAUAUCUGAAAGGCAUCGUUGAUUUUCUCAAUAAAUUCGGAGAGAAGAAUAAUAAAAUGAAAAAAUGGCGUAAAGAAUCGGUAAUUCAUUAUUCAUUUAUGUCAUAUUUGUUCAAAAGGUGCGCAAUCUCCACUUUACGUGGAUGCGUGUUUUUUGGGUACGGUAUGCUUACAUCAGUACAUAUCGCUAUAAACGGUUGUACUGUGCUGUUCCGCUGUAAGAUUAUAUCUCACGCCGAUUUUACCUGUAAUUCUGAUACAUCUUCAAUUAAAAAGGACAUGGAGCCUAAAAAGGAACCGGACCAAUCACCAAAAAACAACCAACCCAGCGAGGCUGAAUUACAAUCCCCAGACCAAAUAAAAUCGGAGGAAGGCAUAGAGCAGCAAACCCAAAUCUUCAUCAGCCAACCAAAUCAACCCGACCAACUGCUACAAGCACGCGAAAUGCCCCCUUCAGUUAUCAGAAGAAACAUCAUCACACCCGCUGGCAUAAUCGUGGCUACUGACCAACAAGUCGAAGUACAAUCCGAAGAAGUUGUUGAUGAAACCUCUGGCACAUCUCAAGAAAUGAGUCCGGAAAAUGAAAAGAGCAGUACCACAGUCUCGUAUGCUACCAUAGUUCAGGAAACGACAGGUACGAAUGACAGUUUCGGAGAAGAAAAACAGUUCAUAGUUACAACGGAAGCGUCUUCCGAUACAUUCCAAGCACAGGCAAAUUCUUUUCCUCCUGAUCAGCUGGUUAAUUUUACAAUAACUCAGGACGGAGAACAUGAAAUACCGAUAGAGAACGCUUCGAUUGAAGCUCAAGGAAACUACACGAAUUUAGAGACUGCCCAGUUUCAAGGUAAUGGACAGUAUCCUACGGAUGGGUCACACUACUUACAGCAACAUCAUCAGUAUGGGGGAAUUCCGUUUUCUGUUGAAAAGAGUAACGGAGGAAGCCCACCAGCCAACAAUUUGCUUUAUAGAAACAACGAUCCGACGUUAGCAUCAUCUAGAUAUGCGGAGAUCCGUACCACUCCCAACUUCGAGCAACGAAUGAACCAAAUCACCACGUUCACCUCACCAUCGUCCGGUCAAAGCUACCAAAUCACAGCCCCGUCGACCGAAUCGUGGCAAACGGCCACCACCCAGUACAACCAAGGCUACCAGAGCCCGGUAGCCGCGGGAGUAAACCUAGUACCGCAAGCAGACAGCACGGGCGGCCCAUCCCAGCAGUACUACAUCACCACCCAGUGGCCUGCCCCGGGAAACAAUAUGGAAGAUGGUGGUGCUAGCGUGGGCACUUCUGGCGGCCAACACCAGCAGCGAUCUGGCACAGAGGUACUUGUCAAAGAAUGCGUCAAUUGCGGUGCUAGCGUCACGCCUCUGUGGCGUCGCGAUGGUACCGGCCAUUACCUGUGCAACGCGUGCGGCCUCUAUAACAAAAUUAAUGGUGUGAAUAGACCGCCGAUUAGGCCGACCAAAAAGCCACAGGCGACUGGCAACAGAAGAACAGGAGUUUCAUGUGCGAACUGUAAAACAGUGAACACGACACUUUGGAGAAGAAAUAAUCAAGGUGAACCCGUAUGCAAUGCUUGCGGACUAUACUUCAAGUUACACAACGUGAACAGACCAAUUAGCAUGAAGAAAGAGGGGAUCCAAACGAGAAAAAGGAGGCCAAAAAAUUCCAACAGCAAUCAGCAACAUCCCAACAGUCCAACCACAUCCGGCAUGCACCAACAAAGAAUGAAUGCCACCCCUUUGUACUAUCAAAAUAUUCCCCAAGAGAUUGAGUUACCUAGUGACCAGUAUCAGCUACCCCAAAAUGUGGUAGUCAGCAAUCUCUAUCCAACACAGUACCAUAGAAAUCAACUUCAAAGCGUUGAACAUUUGACACGUCAAAUGCCCAACAUUAAUGUCCAGCCUCUGCAGCCAAUUAUGACAACGGACGAAGACCAUCAGCAUACCGUGAUCCUGUCAGCUCAGUCAGGACAAUACGAGGAUGUUGAAGAGGACCCCGAUGAGAAUUCUUAAUUAUAACUACUAUUCUUAAUUUAAAAUUAUUUAUUUUUAGACGAGAAAAUGUCUAGUCUAUUAGUAUCUUAAAAUUUGCCUUUUUAUCGUAGUUUUAUCCGUCGCGUCGUUAGCGUAAAAUAUCAGGGCCGGAUUAAUCAAUUAAAUUUUGUAAAAUAACAAAAUCUGUUAAUCUGCUUUGAUUUCACAGAGUGAGAGUAACGAUCAGAAAUUACUGUUCGACACGUCGACAGGGUGUUUCAAAAAAAAUGUGCCAUCUCUCGUAGGCAGAUUCCUCUCGCAAAAAUAAUAUUUAUUUUUCAUAUCAACAU